This is a messenger RNA of Periconia digitata, 984 nucleotides long. NCBI's taxonomy places the organism in Eukaryota, Fungi, Ascomycota, Dothideomycetes, Pleosporales, Periconiaceae. The record is from the annotation of a GenBank genome assembly.
AUGUCUGCCGGUACUCCCCCUUCAUCGACGGGCUCCGUCAAGCUCGACGCCCUCAAGAACAAGGCCCUCGCUGCCGACCCAACAAAACCUUCCGGCCUCGAUCUCUACUCAAGAUUCGCCUUCGCCGGUGCCGUCUGCUGUGCCGUCACACACGGUGGCUUCACUCCCGUUGAUGUCGUCAAGACGAGGAUCCAGCUCGACCCCGCCACCUACAACAAGGGUUUCAUCGGUGGUUUCCGUCAGGUUAUUGCCAAUGAGGGUGCCGGCGCUCUCAUGACCGGUUUCGGUCCUACCUUCGCCGGUUACUUCCUCCAGGGUGCCUUCAAGUUCGGUGGAUACGAGUUCUUCAAGCAGCGAAGCAUCGACUUGAUCGGCUACGAGAGCGCUGUCAACAACCGCACCGCCGUCUACCUCGCCUCCGCCGCUUGCGCCGAGUUCAUUGCUGACAUCGCCCUCUGCCCCCUCGAGGCCACCCGUAUCCGAUUGGUGUCGCAGCCCACCUUCGCCAACGGCUUGGUCGGUGGCUUCACCAAGAUCGCCAAGAACGAGGGUAUCGGUGCCUUCUACUCUGGUUUCGGACCCAUCCUGUUCAAGCAGGUUCCUUACACCAUGGCCAAGUUCGUCGUCUACGAGAAGGUUAGCGAGCAGAUCUACCGCUCUUUCGUCGACAAGAACACCGCCUCCUCCGGCAUGCAGACCACCGUCAACUUGGGCUCCGGUCUCAUCGCUGGUUUCGCCGCCGCCAUCAUCUCCCAGCCCGCCGACACCAUGCUUUCCAAGAUCAACAAGACCCAGGGUCUUCCCGGAGAGGGAACCGUCUCCCGUUUGAUCAAGAUCGGUAGCGAGCUCGGUCUCCGCGGCAGCUUCGGUGGUAUCGGUGCCCGUCUUCUCAUGGUUGGUGGUAUCACUGCCGGUCAAUUCGCCAUCUACGGCGACAUCAAGAAGGCUCUCGGAGCAACUGGCGGUGUCGAAAUCUCCAAAUAA